This is a messenger RNA of Lodderomyces oxycetoniae, 642 nucleotides long. RefSeq names its product Tsr2p (gene TSR2). Bases 1 to 642 code for a protein of 213 amino acids. Lineage: Eukaryota; Fungi; Ascomycota; Pichiomycetes; Serinales; Debaryomycetaceae. The record is from RefSeq and is a predicted model, not a curated record. Gene Ontology annotation, biological process: maturation of SSU-rRNA from tricistronic rRNA transcript (SSU-rRNA, 5.8S rRNA, LSU-rRNA). Gene Ontology annotation, cellular component: nucleus. The transcript has a single exon.
AUGACCUCGAUAGAUGCUUCAGAAUAUGUUGAGCUGGAAAAUGGGACAUUGAAGUUUGGAAAUGAGGUACAGCAAGCCAAGUUUGAGCUCGGUGUUUGUAUGGCAGUUUAUAAAUGGGAAGAAUUGACAACUGCAGUUGAAAAUUCAUGGGGUGGACCUAAAUCAGGCGAGAAAAGAGACUGGAUCAGUUGUAUCAUUAUAGACCUUUUCAGUGAAUCAAAAAUUGUAGACGUGCAACUAAUAGAAGAGACAUUAUUGUACGCCAUGUUGGAUGAGUUUGACACACAAGUUGAUAAUGACUCAGCUUUGGAGAUUGCUGCUUUGAUAAUGAAAUUUUAUAAAGAAGCUGCGAAAGGCGCGUAUGAUAUGAUUGAUCAGUUUUAUCAAGUUUGGCUUGAGAAAAAGAAAAACACUGUUUUAGAGAGUACGGCUGUUCAUGUUGGGGAAGAUUUAAAUAAUCCUGGAGUUUCAGAUAGUGAAGAAGACGACGACGACGACAACGAUGAGAGGGGAGACGACAAUGAAAAGGAUGACGAGUCUAUGGAAGUAGACGAUAUAGCGGAGGUUCAAGAUGUACAGCAUGGCCCAGUAAUAGAUGAAGAUGGCUUUAAAUUGGUACAAAAGGGUAGAAGAAGAAGGUGA